This is a messenger RNA of Penicillium manginii, 942 nucleotides long. RefSeq names its product putative mitochondrial DNA replication protein (Yhm2). Gene Ontology annotation, molecular function: tricarboxylate secondary active transmembrane transporter activity. Bases 1 to 942 code for a protein of 313 amino acids. The record is from RefSeq and is a predicted model, not a curated record. Gene Ontology annotation, biological process: alpha-ketoglutarate transport; mitochondrial citrate transmembrane transport. NCBI's taxonomy places the organism in Eukaryota, Fungi, Ascomycota, Eurotiomycetes, Eurotiales, Aspergillaceae. Gene Ontology annotation, cellular component: mitochondrion. The transcript has 4 exons.
AUGUCUACCGCACCGAUCAAGGCCGCUGCGCCUGAGCUCGAGAAGAAGCCCGUCAAGUUCAGCAACCUGCUGUUGGGUGCUGGAUUGAACUUGUUCGAAGUCACCUCACUGGGACAGCCGUUGGAAGUGAUCAAGACAACCAUGGCCGCCAACCGGGGCGAUAGCUUCGCCGGUGCUAUGGGUCGGAUUUGGGGCCGUGGUGGCAUCCUCGGUUACUACCAAGGACUCAUUCCGUGGGCCUGGAUUGAGGCAUCCACCAAGGGUGCAGUCCUCCUGUUCGUCGCCUCCGAGGCCGAGUACCAGGCCCGCCGCCUGGGCGCCGGUGACUUCGUCGGUGGAAUCAGCGGUGGUAUGGCCGGUGGUAUUGCGCAAGCGUAUGCUACCAUGGGCUUCUGCACCUGCAUGAAGACCGUCGAGAUCACCAAGCACAAGAUGGCCGCCUCGGGCGUCAAGCCUACUGGCACCUUCACUACCUUCAUGGACAUCUACCGCAAGGAGGGUAUCCGGGGUAUCAACCGCGGUGUCAACGCCGUCGCUAUUCGCCAGACUACCAACUGGGGAUCCCGCUUCGGUCUGUCGCGUCUGGCUGAGUCUGCUAUCCGCAAGGCUACUGGCAAGGAGGACGGCACUAAGCUGUCCGCCUGGGAGAAGAUCCUUGCUUCCUCCUUGGGUGGUGGUCUCUCCGCCUGGAACCAGCCUAUUGAGGUUAUUCGCGUCGAGAUGCAGAGCAAGACCGAGGACCCUAACCGUCCUAAGAACUUGACUGUUGGCAAGACUGCCAAGUACAUCUACGAGAACAAUGGUCUUCGCGGUCUCUACCGUGGUGUUGCCCCCCGCAUUGGUCUGGGUAUCUGGCAGACCGUCUGCAUGGUUGCUCUUGGUGAUAUGGCCAAGGAGGCUGUCGAGAAGCUGACUGGCGACACUGUCACCGCUAAGCACUAG